This is a messenger RNA of Dromiciops gliroides (monito del monte), 3922 nucleotides long. RefSeq names its product neurotrophic receptor tyrosine kinase 3 (gene NTRK3). Gene Ontology annotation, biological process: regulation of phosphatidylinositol 3-kinase/protein kinase B signal transduction; cellular response to nerve growth factor stimulus; multicellular organism development. Gene Ontology annotation, molecular function: ATP binding; transmembrane receptor protein tyrosine kinase activity; neurotrophin receptor activity. The transcript is spliced from 13 exons. Gene Ontology annotation, cellular component: axon; plasma membrane; signaling receptor complex. The record is from RefSeq and is a predicted model, not a curated record. Bases 44 to 1747 code for a protein of 567 amino acids. Lineage: Eukaryota; Metazoa; Chordata; Mammalia; Microbiotheria; Microbiotheriidae.
UCCUCCUCCUCCUCCUCCUCUUUUUUAGAAGCAGCAAUCGGAGAUGGAUGUCUCUCUUUGCCCUACCAAGUGCAGUUUCUGGAGGAUUUUUUUGCUGGGAAGCUUCUGGCUGGACUAUCUGGGUUCGGUGCUGGCUUGCCCUGCGAACUGUGUCUGCAGUAAGACAGAGAUCAAUUGCAAGAAUCCCGAUGAUGGGAAUCUCUUCCCCCUCUUGGAAGGGCAGGAUUCAGGGAACAGCAAUGGCAACGCCAGCAUCAAUAUCACGGACAUCUCAAGGAAUAUCACUUCCAUACACAUAGAAAACUGGCGGAGCUUACAUACACUCAAUGCAGUGGACAUGGAGCUGUAUACUGGACUUCAAAAACUGACUAUCAAGAACUCAGGACUUCGGAACAUCCAGCCUCGGGCAUUUGCCAAGAACCCUCACUUACGCUACAUAAAUCUCUCCAGCAACCGGCUCACCACACUGUCAUGGCAACUCUUCCAGACAUUGAGUCUCCGUGAACUGAGAUUAGAGCAAAAUUUCUUCAACUGUAGCUGUGACAUCCGCUGGAUGCAGCUGUGGCAAGAGCAGGGUGAGGCCAAACUGAACAGUCAGAAUCUCUUCUGCAUCAGCACAGAUGGCUCUCGAAUUCCCCUGCAGCGUAUGAACAUCACCCAGUGUGACCUCCCUGAGAUCAGUGUAAGCCAUAUCAACCUGACCGUGCGAGAAGGUGAGAAUGCUGUCAUCACCUGUAAUGGCUCUGGCUCCCCUCUGCCUGAUGUGGACUGGACUGUCACAGGGCUACAGUCCAUCAAUACCCACCAGACAAACCUUAACUGGACCAAUGUUCAUGCCAUCAACCUGACCCUGGUCAAUGUCACCAGUGAAGACAAUGGCUUCACCUUGACCUGCAUUGCUGAGAAUGUGGUGGGCAUGAGUAAUGCUAGUGUGGCACUCACCGUUUACUAUCCUCCACGUGUGAUGAGCCUAGAGGAACCUGAACUGCGGCUGGAGCACUGCAUCGAGUUUGUGGUCCGGGGAAACCCACCCCCAACCCUGCACUGGCUGCACAAUGGGCAGCCACUGAGGGAAUCGAAGAUCAUUCGGGUGGAGUACUACCAGGAGGGUGAGGUCUCUGAAGGCUGCCUCCUCUUCAAUAAACCCACUCAUUAUAACAAUGGCAACUACACCCUUAUUGCCAAAAACCAGCUGGGCACAGCCAAUCAGACCAUCAAAGGUCACUUCCUCAAGGAGCCCUUUCCAGAGAGUACGGAUAACUUUGUCUCAAUCUAUGAAGUGAGCCCCACACCUCCUAUCACCGUGACCCACAAACCAGAGGAGGACACUUUUGGGGUAUCCAUAGCUGUUGGACUUGCAGCUUUUGCCUGUGUCCUUUUGGUGGUUCUCUUUAUCAUGAUCAACAAGUAUGGCAGACGGUCCAAGUUUGGAAUGAAAGGUCCAGUGGCCGUAAUCAGUGGUGAGGAGGAUUCAGCAAGCCCACUACAUCACAUAAACCAUGGUAUCACCACACCCUCGUCGCUGGACGCCGGGCCGGACACAGUGGUGAUCGGCAUGACUCGAAUUCCUGUCAUUGAGAACCCUCAGUACUUCCGACAGGGACACAACUGCCACAAGCCGGACACAUGUUUCAGAGAAGUUAUGUUGAAUCCAAUAAGCCUUCCUGGCCAUCCCAAGCCUCUUAAUCGUGGCAUUUAUGUUGAGGAUGUCAAUGUUUAUUUCAGCAAAGGACGCCAUGGCUUUUAGAACUCCUUUACAGCCUCCCUUGUCUGAUGUCACCUUGGUAGGCUGGGCCCUAAGAGAGGUUGGAAGCAGUAGGCCAUUGUUCUGUUUGGAUCCAGGGCUGCUAAACAGAACACUUUGCAAACCACCUGUGUGCACCCCACUUCCCUACAAACACACCUUUUAAUACCAACAGAAAUGGGUGGUCUCCCAUAGGCCAAUGGCAGGGUUGCCCUUUUUCUCCAAUGAUCACUGUGCUCCUUCUACCUUCCUGCAAGGCACCACCAUGGUGAGAGCCAAUAAAGCAAAUUAAAAACCAGUGCUCUAGGAGCUGUCUUUUAAACACACCUAGUUUUCUUGCUUUACAAAAAACAAAACAAAAUAAAAUAAAAUAAACACCACCUCUUCAGCAACAAAAGUCAAGCCUGGCAGAGCCCAGCCAUGCUCUGAACAUGCUUUCCUCACACGGACACUUGUGGGUCUCCCUGGCUCUCCUUGGGACAUCAUGUCGCCCUCUUAGUGACCUCGCUGCCACCCAUGUGACCUCAGACUGGGGAAAAGCCACAGACGGCACUUGCGCAGAGGUGGAGACGGCCUGGUAAGAGAGGAAAAGCCAGAGUUGAGUGUUGGCAUCAAAUUAGGGUCCCAGAGGGAAGAAUGGAAACCAAUUUUUUUUCCUUUGGUGGAGAAAUUUGUACUUACUUUGAAAUAUGAUCCUCCCUUCCCAUCUCCUUAUGUCGUCUUCUGUAAGAGGAAGGCUCCCAGUGUGUGCAAAUGUUAGAAAACUCCCAAGGGGAGAUGAGUAUUUUCUUUAAGCCUCCUCUCUGGCCUCUCUGUCCCCCAACUCUGCUGUUUUGAUGAGCUUUGCCUGCAGGAUGCCUUGCCUUUGCCAUGGGAAGGAAAGAUCAGGCCAUUGAAUUGGCCACUCCGCCAAGACCAUGGGGACCAGAGAAGCAAGGGCCCUGUGGCCCUUUCUGCCUCUCCACCAUCCCUGGAUCUUCUCUUUUCUCCCUAUCUCUUGUUCUUGAGAAUCUUUGGAACCCAAUUUAUACACACCUUCAAAGCAAAGAUGAACUGAAGGGGGAAAAGAAGCUAAAAUUGGCCUUCUGUGGCCCUUCCCCAGCACCAAUGGAAGUGUCAAUCCUGUUCUCUGGUCAAUAUUUGUGUUUCCUUUGUUUGCUUUGACUCAUGUCUUACUCCAUAGCCACAUUCCUCAAGGGAGAGGACUUCCUUCCCUUCCCUCCACUUGGAAAAAAACAACAACAAACAAACAACAAAACAAACAAAACCUCCUAAUCCAGUGGGGAGAAGGAAGGGCUAGGGGGCUCAGCAUCUUUGCAGAGUGUGUUCCAACUUUAGGUCUCUUCCUCAUUGGGAGAAAUGAUACUUAGUUUUAAUCAUUUAAAGAAAGGUGAACACUUUUUUCUUGCAAUAUCAGAUUCUUCUGGCAUAUUUCCCAGUUGGACCCACUGACUUGGCUCAUCUGCCCAAUGCCCCUCAGUGCCUGCCCCCUUGAGGAAUGCAAGGCAGGCUACAGUGGAAUCAUGAGAUGUCUAGUGAUGGGCCUUAGGGUGUUGGGGGUUUUGAGCAUCUCCACUACUUCCUCCUAAGUUUAAAGAUUCCUUUUCAAAAUUUUGUCUCAGAGUUAAAUUUUUCUUUCCAUAUUCUCACUUCUGAAACCCUGCUUGGGUAGAAAUUGUCACAUCAGGUCUAAAGACUGAUUUUGUAGAUCCCUCUAUAGGAUUUUUGGAGAAAACUCCAAACUUCUCAAAUUCUCCUUCCCCUCCAUAGUGAGGCCUAAGCCUCCCCUCCAUUUCCCAAAACUAUAUGUGGAUGGCUGAUUUUUACCUCAGGGCUUCAAGAUGUACCCUGUCUCUCCUACUGAGGUAACUCACCGUGCCCCUCACCCCACCUGCCUUUUAGCUCUCCCCAUUGCUUCAUAGCAGCCUUUUUAUUCCUCAUUGCUCCCUGUUGAGCCUGAGGGAACAGGGCCUGCUCCCAAGUGUGUGGCUUUAAGGAGUAAGCGUGAGGAUGUUUUUUAAUUAUUGUAAAUCAUUACCUCAUUUCCGGCCUCCCAGGCAUCAUCCAUCCCAACAUUCUUUAUCCUGCCAUCACUUUCACCUUGUGCUAUGACAAUGGGACAUUGCGUUUCCACAGAGACUUAUAGGAGUGUUCAGUGUAUAGUUUCUUAAUAAACAC